Amyelois transitella is the source of this 8232-nucleotide messenger RNA. RefSeq lists its product as uncharacterized. The record is from RefSeq and is a predicted model, not a curated record. Lineage: Eukaryota; Metazoa; Arthropoda; Insecta; Lepidoptera; Pyralidae. Gene Ontology annotation, biological process: DNA integration. Gene Ontology annotation, molecular function: nucleic acid binding. Bases 165 to 4466 code for a protein of 1433 amino acids. The transcript has 2 exons.
GUCAAGUAAAAAUAUUAGAUCGCACUGCUAAUAAUAAUAAUUCAUUUAACCGCACUACUCAAAAUAACAAUACUACUAUUAAUAAUUCAAACCGCUCCCGCCAUACAGUCCAUUCGUUCGUAACUCGCAAUAAUAAUAAUAUCGACAACCGCUCUGUAUGUUCGAUGUGUAAUACGUCUGAACACUUUCAGCUUUAUACUUGCCCCGCAUUCAAAUCUUUGUCACCGAAAAAUCGCCUUGAAUUUAUUAAAUCGAAAGUAGGGUGUGUAAACUGCCUUAGCUUGACACAUUCCGUGUCAAAAUGUAAUUCGAAGUAUAAAUGUAGACAAUGUGGUAAAAGUCAUCAUUCUUUGUUGCAUUUAGAUUCAUCCUCAAAUAAAAACUCACCUUCUGCGUCAUUUCGAGAUUCGUUCACCAAGGCAAUCAUACAAGACAGCGCUGUUUCGGCUGAAACUGGUACAGAGAAUUGCGCCUCCACCUCCGCGGCAUCAAUGCCCGUUAUUAGCAAAGAUCGCGAGCACGUAUCGCUCUGCGCUCGCUCACCUGACCUAACGAAUGUUCUUCCCUGUACCACGUUAACUUGUCAUAACCGUACUGAAGUGGUUCUUUCUACCGCCAGUAUUUACGCGUAUAAUAAUGAAAAGAAUAUAAAAGAAACUGUUCGAUGUCUUAUUGAUAAUGCUUCACAGAACAAUUUGAUUACUCUAAACUGUUGCAAAAAACUUAAUUUGAAAAUUAUUCCGCUGUCAAAUUCGACUUUAAAGGGUGUUGGUUUGACUUCCCGGCCGGUUAUAGGGUACGCUCAUUUUACUAUUUCUGCAAAAAAUAAUAAACAUACUUUUAACUUAACCGCAUUAGUCAUAGAUUGUAUUACCGAUCGUCUUCCUAUAGAUUAUAUUGACACAUCUAUUGUUAGGCAUCUGGUAAACAUACCGCUUGCAGAUCCAUUCUGGCAUAUUCCUGGUGAAAUCGAAAUUGUCCUAGGAGCAAAGUUAUUCCCAUUCUUACUUCUUAGUGGAAAAGUCAUUGCACCGCCAGCUCCGCCCGCUAUUGAAACUGUUUUCGGAUUUGUUUUCAUGGGUGACGCCGCUGCUAAUACCGCUUCGUCAGUCAUUGGCGAUAUAACCGCAAUUCCGUCUUCAUCUACCGCUUCAUUUCUUACUUGUUUUGAAAAAGGUAUAGAAGCCUCUCUUUCUAAAUUCUGGGAAUUAGAGGAAGUUCCUGUGAAUAAAUUUCUUAGUCGUACUGAUGAAGAAUGUGAACAAAUAUACUCUUCUACAGUCUCUCGCAACUCAUCUGGUCGCUAUUGCACCGUGUUACCAUUUGCUAAGGAUCCCAGUAGCUUAGGGAACUCGUACACUGUUGCUCAUCGCCGUUUAUUGGCACUGGAACGCAGACUUAGCGACACAGAUUUACGUGUGAGCUAUAACGCCGCUAUCAUGGAUUACAUAAAUAACAAAUACUUAGAUCCAGUGUUACCAUCGGACGAGUCUGAUGGAGGUUAUAUAAUUCCUCACCACCCAGUUGUCAGAUUGGACAAACAGACUACUAAAGUCAGGGUUGUUUUGGACGCAAGUGCUCAAUGUCAUAAUGGUGUAUCUCUCAAUGAUAUUUUACACACUGGACCCAAUCUUCAAGCUGAUUUAUUUUUAUUAUUACUUAAUUUUCGUUUAUUUCCAGUAGCUUUAACUGCAGAUAUAAGGCAGAUGUAUCUUCAGAUACUUGUAACUGAGGAACAUCAAAAAUAUCAAAAAAUACUCUUUCGAUUUGACCCUUCUGAACCGAUUCGUAUGUUCAAGUUCAACAGAGUGACGUUUGGACUUAGGUCGAGCCCAUUUGUUGCAAUGCGCACAGUACGUCAACUUUGUAAUGAUGAACGUUCUAAUUUUCCUGUAGCAGCAGCUAUAGCUGAAAAGGAGCUCUACAUGGAUGAUUUAGCUAGUUCAAUUUUAAAUGAAUCAGAUGCUGUCGAAGCUUCCACGCAGUUGAUUAAAAUGUUUAAAUCAGGUGGUUUUGAUUUAGUUAAAUGGUCGAGUAACUCUAAAAUGGUACUUGAUAAUAUUCCGCUACCGCUAAGACUUUCACAACAAGUAGAAUUUGAUAAAUCCGCUUCUCUUAAAAUAUUAGGGCUGGAAUGGCAGCCGGAGAGUGACACAUUUGUUUUUAAAAUAAAUAACGAUGAUCGCUCUUGUACCAAACGUUCUAUACUUUCUUCAAUCGCCCGCUUAUGGGACGUGUUAGGUUUUGCCGCGCCUGUAAUUGUUUAUGCUAAACUUCUAAUUAAAGAACUUUGGCUUCAGAAGGUUGGAUGGGAUGAAGCACCUCCGACAAAUAUAUCCGCUAUGUUUAUUAAAUUUAGAGAACAAUUGCCACUUCUUGCUAAUUUAAAAAUUCCCCGCCAUCUGGCUGUAGCUCAGGGUUCUAGGGUUAAUAUAGUUGCUUUCGCUGACGCUAGUAUGAAAGCGUAUGGCUGUGUUGUUUUCUUACAUGUUACCGAUCCUACUGGUAACAUAUGUGUCCGCUUGGUUUGUGCAAAGUCAAAGGUUGCGCCAGUCAAAGUAGUUUCACUUGCCCGCUUGGAGCUCUGUGCUGCCGUCAUAAUGUCUAAACUAACCAAAUUGGUCUACGAUACUUAUUCAGCGCGCACGCCUAUAGAUAAUGUUUAUGCUUUUUCAGACUCAAAAAUAGCUCUUUCGUGGAUUCAUUCAUCUCCACAUCGGUGGAAUAUUUUUGUCAGCAAUCGUGUUGCCAAAUGUCACGAGAAUCUAGAGCCUAAAAACUUCUUCCACGUCGCCGGAGUUCAGAAUCCCGCAGACUGUCUGUCGAGAGGUUUAUUACCUGAACAAUUACUUACGCACAAAUUAUGGUGGAACGGUCCUGAAUGGUUAAUUACGCCUGUACUUCAGUGGCCGAUAGAAUCUUUUCAGCCUGAAAAAUGUGAAGACUUGCCAGAAUUUAACAGUAAAACGCUUGUCGCAACCGCUUCUCGUGGUAUAGAAUUGUCUCCUCUUUGUUCUUUAUCGUGCAAAGUUUCUUCAUGGAAUAAACUGUUAAGAAUAAUUGUAUAUAUUUUACGCUUUGUAAGAUUAUUGCCCCGCUCUAAAAGGUUAGAGACCUCUCAUAUAAUUACCGCUGAAAACUAUUUGCUUCGAUCAGUUCAAAUCGCUCAUUUUACACAUGUCAUAAAAGAUUUGAAAAAGGGUAAUAUUCCUUCUGCCCCGCUUAAUAAAUUAGACUUAUUUAUAUCGGAAGAUAAAUUAAUCAGAAUAGGAGGUCGAUUAGCUAAUUCAAACUUACCAUUCGAAGCGAAACAUCCUAUUUUACUUCCUAAACAUGAUAAUGUUACUUACUUGAUUAUAGACUAUUUUCACCGCGUACAUUGUCAUACUGGUGCCGCUCUUCUUAGCUCUUUGAUUCGCCAAAAAUAUUGGAUAAUAUCAUCUCGAUCUGUUAUACGGCAACGAGUACAUAAUUGUAAUUUUUGUUUUAAAAAUUCUCCUUCGCAUCCAACUCCUAAGAUGGCGAAUUUACCCGCAUUUCGUGUUCAAGAGACAGAGGCUUUCGUUCAUACUGGCGUGGAUUACGCUGGGCCUAUUAACAUCACUAUUUGUAGACGUCGUGGUCAGCGAAGUCAAAAGGCAUAUAUUUGCCUAUUUAUUUGUUUAGUGACGAAAGCAGUUCAUAUUGAACUUGCCUCAGAUUUAUCUUCUAUUACAUUUCUUUCUGCGUUUAAGAGAUUUAUAUCCCGUAGGGGUCCAGUUUCUCAUUUAUAUUCCGAUAAUGGAACUAAUUUCGUUGGCGCUAAGUCUCAUUUGAAUGAGCUUUAUAAUUUUUUACUUUCUUCAGAUUAUAAUGAUUUACUCUCAAGCGAGCUUGUAAAUCGCCGCAUAGAAUGGCAUAUGUCUCCUCCCCGCGCUCCGCAUUUUGGAGGAAUUUGGGAGUCAAAUAUAAAAAGUCUGAAGACUCAUUUGUACCGCAUUAUUGGCAAUCAACUACUUACAUAUGAAGAGCUUUUAACAGUAUUAACACAGAUUGAAACAAUAAUGAAUUCACGACCACUCUGCGUAUUACAGGAAGAACCGCAUCUUGAGUCUUUAACUCCCGCGCACUUUAUUAUGGCUUCUCCACUACAGUACUUGCCACUUACACCUGUUUCUUCUACGCCGCUAGUUACACGUAAAUCGCUUCUCGAUCAAAUGAUUCGCUCAUAUUGGAAAAGAUGGCAUUUAGAGUACUUGAAUAAUUUACAGGUUCGUCAGAAAUGGUUGAAAGAUGUAACGAACGUCAAAAUUGGUACUGUAGUGUUGAUACAUGAAGAUAAUGUUCCCCCAUUACGAUGGCCAUUGGGAAUCAUUGAAAAGACUUAUCCAGGUGCAGACGGUACUGUGAGAGUAGCGUUAGUUAAAACUCAAAAUGGUUUUCUUAAAAGACCAAUCGUUAAAUUAAGUCCAUUGCCGUCGCAAUAACAAUACCGCAUUUUCUUAAUAAUUUCUUAUUUUAUGAAUGUUAUUAUAUUAUUUUUUCCGCUUUAGUUAAUAUUAAAAUCCACUACUAUUUACGCUACUCUAUGAGUGAUUUCCUUUUAUUUUUCUUUUGAGAAAGCGAUGUUUCUCAAGGCGCCGGAGGAUGAACGCGCCGCUUUAUUUUACUGUUCCUAUCCCUUUUCAUUCCGCACAAUACGAUAGUGACAGCAUAUGUGGUUUCUUCGGAGCUCGACAACACUCGACGGCUUACGAAUGGAGCCAUAGAACAUUUCAAUUCAAAUUUGAAAAUUAGUGAUUGAAGAAAAAAUAUGGCCGCAAAUUGACCGCUCCGCUCAUAUAAUAAAAAUAGAAAAAGUGCGCAUCUUUGAAACAAGAAGAACCCUGGCCAGGGCCCAAGAAGCCAAUAUACGAGAAAUUAAGGUACGUGUUGUGCACUCCCGCUUCCCGCUUCUUCCUUUCACAAUAUUCUCUUUACCAAAAAUCCAGCGACCUACAUAAUUGUUUUCCGCUAUUCCAUCUACUGUAUGUUAGUAUACAGUUUGUAAUUAUUGAUGUCUAGCUGGAAAUCUAAUAUGAAUGUGAGCAAUAUAUUUUUAUAAUACGCUUCGUUUGUUACUAACCAUACUCGUAUUUUAUGAAGGGGACAGAAAUUUAAAAAAAGAUGUAAAUAAAAGUUGAAACACUCCACGAAAUAAUGAAUAUAAGCCUAAUACAUACUCAUGCAUUAUGUAUCAGAAUACAAUGACAACAUACUUUAUUUACUUUACUUAUUUUUUUACACUAACAGUACUUAUUUAUUUACAUUUACUUUAUUUAUUUACACUCCAGCACUCCAAAAAUGACUGAAUAUUUAAAUUGGUAGGUAAAUUUAAGUUUUUUGAAGAUCUGGAUGCUAACUGCAUAGACUAGGAUUUAUUGCAGAGGAGUAAACCCAGCGAUUUAUACAAAGUAGCUGAAGAAGAUAAAAAUUGUAAAGUCUUGUUCAAGUUAGAGGCAGGCAGUCCAGAGUCGUUUUUAUAAGCAUUUGCCCUCUAAAGUCCUCAUAAAUCUAAGGCUUUUAAUUCCGAAGUGAUUGCACGCCGCGUGUGGGUGUAGUGUAGGGACAAUGAUUUCUGUGCGCGCGCGCAGGUGUGCCUGAGACUGGACGGCGCCGGCGCACAUUCCUGCGCUGGUCACGGCGCCGCGUACUUGAUGACUGGACACGCAAAGGCGGAAGACUUUAGAGACAAAUAAUAUUGAGAGUUCUAUGCUUUGAAACUUACAAAAUAAAAUAAAUUAUGUAGUUAAGAGAUACCCUUAUAAUAAUAGUUGUACCGAUAAGAUUAUAUAAUAUUAUUGAUUGACGGCCUCUGUGGCGCAGCGGUAGUACGCUUAUCUGUGACACCGGAGGUCCUGGGUUCGAAUCCCGGCCAGGACAUGAUGAGAAAAGAACUUUUUUCUGAUUGGCCUGGGUCUUUGAUGUUUAUCUAUAUACAUAAGUAUUCAUUAUAAAAUACUUAAGUAUCGUUGAGUUAGUAUCUCGUAGGACAAGUCUCGAACUUACAUCGAGGAGGAGGCUAACUCAAUCUGUGUAAUUUGUCCCGUAUAUAUUUAUUUAUAUUAAAGUUCAUAUGACUAUGAGAAAGUUGAGACCUGGAUUAAUUAAGAUAUCAGAAUAUGAUACAAGAAGAUUUAAUGGCCCUUAUGUUACUAAUCGAACUGGUUAUGUCGCAAACUGUCAAGGGUGAAGAAGACAAUAAAAUGUUAGUCUAAAUUGUGUCGUGAUUUGCUGUUUGCUUCAGUAUUUUUACCAAUAAUAUUUAAAAUCGACUUGUUUUGUUAAUUAUUCGAUAAUCGAUACAUAUCAUUUUAAUAAAUAUAAGGCAACAUUCCAAUAAUUGCACAACACGAACAUGUAAACAUUUGUUACCAAAUCAUCCAAUCAUGAAGCGUCGCGCCAUUUUAGAUCAGCCAAUAAGAUUCCAACCUGUUGUAUUUUUUAUUUUAACCAUUAAGCUUCACUUGUCAAAUGGAAUCAACAAAUCAGGGAAGCUAAUUUUGAAUUUUUAGUCUAUGGUAGUCCUUACAUGAUUGGAGAUUGACCUUACCAAUCGAAGACAUUUAAACGUUUUUCGACAUUUCGUAUGAAACAAGUGGGGAUGACAGUUUUCUUUUUGGCAUAAAAUUUUUAGAAGUUUGUCUUGAUUGAUCCUCCAAGAAACAAACACGAAUGCUCGAGACGAGAGCCGUUGUAAUUAUUAUUAUAAGUGCUAAGAGUUAUUUGUUGAAAUUGAGACUCAAUAAACCAGUAUAUAGUCAAGAAGAGGUAUUAUUUACAAAACUUCAGAAGUACGGAAGCGAGUCCAGACAGCCCACAGGAAAUUAUAAGGUAAUGGAGCGGAGGAAACAUCAGAAAAAAAAAAGGAAAGGUCCUGCAUGUUCACUUUUGCAACACAAUAAGCGAGCAAAUACUAGUAUGAAAUCUAUAACCUCAAUGGAUAGGUGGGAGAUUGAAGAUGUGAGUCAAAAUUCGCCACCAAUUACCCUUAAUAACCAGUCGACGAUGGAGGAAUCUGACAGUGCAUUCUUCCCCGAAGAUGUUAUGAAGUUGCUUAUUAACUUCCAGAAGAAAAAGGCACAUUCUAGUAAUCUUCAUAACAAUCAGCUAAAUAACGUUAUACCGGAGUUUGAUCCAUAAAAUAAAAUGCAGUCUGUGAAUAGUUGGUUAAAUAAAGUUAAUGAAUGUACCGUCAUAUAUGAAUGGAACGAGAAGCAAACCAUACAUUUUGUUUUACAAAAACUUGCUGGCCAGGCAAAAAAAAAAAAUGGUACGAAUCACUUCAGACAGUUGUAUAGGAAUGGCAGUUCAAAAUUAAAAAGGCUUUUCUCAAUGAGCAAAAUUAUGGUCGGCUACUCGAAGAAAUGUUAGCACGUACUACUAGGAUAAGCGAGAGUUUUUUGCGAUUAUUUUUAUGACAAGCUUAGUCUUAUAAAUCGAUGUAAUAUCGUAGGAAAGAAUGCAGUAGAUUGCGUUAUACACGGAAUUACAGACAAGUCUAUUAGAAAUAGUGCACAAGCUUUGAAUUGUAAGGAACCAGAAGACUUACUGGGUUUUCUCAACUCCCAAACAAACAUCCGAGAUACCCUACAUUAAAAGGCGCGAAAUACUUGAUUUAGGUGACCGAGACAACAACAAUCAGUCUACUUUAGAUAAGAAAAAAAAAAUUAUUUGUUUUAAUUGCCGUACAGAAGGUCAUACAUUUCAAAAAUGUACAAAACCCUUAAUUAAAUGUCAAAAAUGUAACAGAGUCGGCCAUAACGAUUCGACUUGCCGAAUAAAUCCAUGAAUGUAGUCUGAUGCGAGACUCUGAUGCAAAUAAGUUAUCUUUAGCUUGAAUAAACACUGAACUUCCCCUUAUAAAAGGAUUUGGCAACUUGACGGUAGUUCCCAAAUACAAAAGUUUAUAUACAUAGUUAAAGCUGGACGACAUAGGUCACCCGGGAAUAACAAAAACAGUUGAGAAAGUCCAAAGUCAAUUCUGGUUUCCUAAACUACGCCAUUUAGUACAAAAGUAUGUGAAAUCAUGUAUUGAAUGUGCAUACGAUAAAGACGAGGCGUGUCAUAAGAAAACUGACCACUUAUUUCCAAUUGAAAAGGUCAGCAAACCAUUUCAUACAAUACAUAUAGACCAUCUUGGCCCAUUCACCAAAAAAAAAAAAAAAAGGUUCUACUUAUGUGCUCACGAUUGUAGACAGAUUUACAAAAUAC